This is a messenger RNA of Ilex paraguariensis (yerba mate), 12001 nucleotides long. The record is from the annotation of a GenBank genome assembly. NCBI's taxonomy places the organism in Eukaryota, Viridiplantae, Streptophyta, Magnoliopsida, Aquifoliales, Aquifoliaceae.
AUGUCAAUUAAUUUGUAUGCCAGGAUUGUUGAGAUCCCAUUGAUAUCUCAUAGAGACAAACAUGAACUGGAAUUGGACUUCAAGAGAUACUGGGAAGAGUUCCGUUCAUCAAGUUCUGAAAAGGAGAAAGAAAAGGCCUUGAACUUGACUGUAGAUGUUUUCUGUAAAUUAGUGAAGCAGCAUGCUAAUGUAGCUCAGUUAAUUACCAUGUUAGUAGAAACACACAUAUUUUCUUUUGUUGUGGGAAGAGCAUUUGUAACGGAUAUUGAAAAAUUGAAAAUUAGCAGCAAAACAAGAUCUUUGGAAGUUGAGAGAGUAUUAAGCUUUUUUUCGGAAAUUACAAAGGAUGGCAUCAAGCCUGGUUCAAAUUUAUUAGAUGCAGUGGAAGUCCUUGUAUCUGGGCCUAUUGAUAAACAAUCUCUCCUUGAUUCUGGGAUCUUAUGCUGUCUCAUUCUUAUCCUCAACACUCUUUUGGGUCCUGAUGUGGGCAAUAAAGGGAAAAAAGUUACUACUUAUGAGGACACGAUACCAGAGGAUAGAAAUUUUGAUGGUGAUUUAGGACCAGUCCGCCGGCUUGAGGUGGAGGGAAGUGUUGUGCAUAUUAUGAAAGCAUUAGCAAACCAUCCUUCUGCUGCGCAAAGUUUGAUCGAGGACAAUUCACUUCAGUUGCUCUUUCAGAUGGUUGCCAAUGGGUCUUCGAUUGUUUUUUCUCAGUACAAGGAAGAUCUUGUUCCCUUACACACCAUUCAGCUUCAUAGACAUGCAAUGCAGGUGGAGGGAAGUGUUGUGCAUAUUAUGAAAGCAUUAGCAAACCAUCCUUCUGCUGCGCAAAGUUUGAUCGAGGACAAUUCACUUCAGUUGCUCUUUCAGAUGGUUGCCAAUGGGUCUUCGAUUGUUUUUUCUCAGUACAAGGAAGAUCUUGUUCCCUUACACACCAUUCAGCUUCAUAGACAUGCAAUGCAGAUACUUGGUCUUCUUUUGGUUAAUGACAAUGGAAGCACAGCCAACUACAUACACAAGCAUCAUCUGAAACACAGUGAUCUGUGUUCGUUGGAGGAAACCUCAGCAGUUUCAGGGAAAGUGAAGCUCAGGAUGAUUAAAGUACUUUUAAUGGCUGUCAAAGAUUUCAAUCCUGAUUGUGGAGACCCUGCCUACACCGUGGGCAUUGUGGACUUGUUACUUGAGUGUGUGGAGUUGUCAUAUAGACCUGAGGCUGGUGGUAUCAGGCUGAGAGAGGAUAUCCACAAUGCUCAUGGAUAUCAGUUUCUUAUUCAGUUUGCCUUAAGUCUUUCCAAAAGUCAAACUAUUCAGGCUAUCUGUUCUGAUUCCUUGUUGGACCAGAAUUCUGCUUCAAACAGUUUGCAUGCACUUAAUGAUGUUGGAAGACAAGAUGCAAAGGGAGAGGGAGGGGACAACUCACCACAAAAUCUCUCGCCCACACUCUCUAGGUUGCUCGAUGUUCUCGUCAAUCUUGCUCAAACAGGCCCAGCUGAUACUGUAGGUUCAGCUGGCUCCAAAGGUUCCAAAAGUUCUCAUCCCAAUCCUAGUGGCCAUGACAGAAGUCGUACAUUGUCUUCUGACCAGAUAGCUGAUGAAUUUUGGGAGAAGGGCAAUACUAAAGUUAAAGACCUAGAAGCUGUCCAAAUGUUGCAGGACAUUUUUCUCAAAGCAGACAGCAGGGAAUUGCAGGCGGAAGUACUCAAUAGAAUGUUUAAGAUUUUCUCAAGUCAUCUUGAGAACUACAAGUUAUGUCAGCAGCUGCGGACAGUGCCCCUCUUGAUCCUCAAUAUGGCUGGUUUCCCUCCAUCUUUGCAAGAGAUAAUCUUGAAAAUUCUUGAGUAUGCAGUGACUGUUGUGAAUUGCAUACCUGAACAAGAAUUGCUUUCACUUUGCUGCUUGUUGCAGCAACCAAUUACAUCUGAAUUAAAGCACACCAUUUUGUCUUUCUUUGUGAAACUGUUAUCGUUUGAUCAACAAUACAAGAAAGUGCUGCGAGAAGUUGGUGUUCUGGAGGUUUUAUUAGAUGAUCUGAAGCAACACAAGUUUCUUUCAGGCCCAGAUCAGCACCAUGGUGACCCUAAUCAGUUGGAGAGGAAAUCCAGCUCAAUCAGCUUCAAGAAACACUUGGACAGUAAAGAUGCAAUUCUUUCUUCACCCAAACUGUUGGAAUCAGGUUCUGGGAAGUUUCCUCUUUUUGAAGUUGAGGAGACAAUAGUUGUUUCGUGGGAUUGUAUGGUCUCCUUAUUGAAGAAAGCAGAAGUGAAUCAAGUGUCAUUCCGCUCUGCAAAUGGUGUAGCAAUUGUUCUUCCUUUUCUGGUACCUGAUAUUCACCGUCCUGGGGUACUUCGGGUGUUGUCAUGUCUAAUUAUAGAGGAUGCUGCCCAGACCCAUUCAGAGGAAUUGAGUGCACUUGUAGAAAUUCUGAAAAGUGGGAUGGUUACAAGUGUUACGGGAUCUCAAUAUAGACUUCAAGAUGAUGCCAAAUGUGACACUUUAGGAGUCUUAUGGCGCAUUCUUGGGGUUAACAAUUCAGCUCAGAGGAUCUUUGGUGAGGCCACAGGGUUUUCCCUUCUGCUGACUAUGCUUCAUAGUUUUCAGAGUGAUGGAGGGUGCACAAAUCAAUCUUCUCCGAUGUCUUACAUUAAGGUGUUUACGUAUCUGUUGCGUGUAAUGACAGCUGGGGUUUGUGGUAAUGUUGGUAAUAGGACAAAGUUGCAUGCAAUCAUAUCUUCCCAUACCUUUUACGAUCUUCUGUCUGAAUCUGGCCUUAUUAGUGUUGAGUGUGAAAGGCAAGUCAUACAAUUGUUGUUGGAACUUGCCCUUGAGAUUGUGCUUCCACCAUUCUUCUCAGAAACUGAUGCAUCGUCUCAGAUUAUGGAUAAUGGGUCAACCAGUUUUCUUCUGAUUGCACCAUCAGGUUCUCUUGUUCCUGACAAGGAACGGGUGUAUAAUGCUGGUGCAGUUAGAGUACUUAUACGUUCAUUGUUGCUUUUUACACCAAAAGUGCAGUUAGAAGUGCUCAACCUUAUUGAAAAACUUGCUCGUGCUGGUCCCUUUAAUCUGGAAAACCUGACAUCUAUAGGUUGUGUGGAACUUUUACUGGAGACAAUAUACCCUUUCCUUGCGGGUUCAACCCCAUUGCUCUUCCAUGCCUUGAAGAUUGUGGAAGUUCUUGGGGCUUAUAGGUUGUCAGCAGCAGAACUUAGAGUGCUAGUUAGAUAUAUUCUGCAAAUGAGAUUGAUGAAUUCAGGUCGUAUUCUUGUUGAUAUGAUGGAGAAAUUAAUUCUCAAGGAAGAUAUGGCUUCAGAAAAUAUUUCUCUGGCCCCAUUUGUGGAGAUGGACAUGAGCAAGAUUGGGCAUGCUUCUCUUCAAGUGUCACUCGGUGAUAGAUCGUGGCCUCCUGCUGCUGGUUAUUCUUUCGUUUGUUGGUUUCAAUACCGAAAUCUUUUGAAAUCUCAAGCGAAUGUAACAGAAGGUACCAAGGCUGGACUUCCUAAAAGGCAGAGUGCUAGUAAUGGGCAACAUGGGGCAAAUGUUCUCCGUAUAUUUUCUGUUGGGGCAGUAGAAAAUGGAAACACCUUUUAUGCUGAACUUUGCCUUCAGGAAGACGGCGUUCUUGCUCUUGCAACCAGCAACUCUAGCUCCUUGUCAUUUUCAGGGUUAGAAAUGGUGGAAGGCAGGUGGCAUCACCUUGCAGUUGUCCAUAGCAAACCAAAUGCUUUGGCUGGAUUAUUCCAAGCUAGCGUGGCGUAUGUCUAUCUCAAUGGAAAGCUAAAACACACUGGGAAGUUAGGAUAUUCUCUUUCUCCAGCAGGGAAGUCUCUGCAGGUAACCAUAGGGACACCAGUCACUUGUGCAAGGGUUAGUGAUUUAUCGUGGAAACUUCGUAGCUGCUAUCUUUUUGAAGAGGUGCUCACACCAGGUUCUAUUUGUUUCAUGUACAUACUCGGUAGAGGAUACAGGGGGCUCUUCCAAGACACAGAUCUUUUGAGAUUUGUUCCUAACCAGGCUUGCGGUGGGGGUAGUAUGGCCAUCUUAGAUUCUUUAGAUACUGACUUGCCUUUGGCUUCAAAUAUGCAAAAGCCUGAGACUGGUAGCAAGCAAGGGAGCUCUAAGGCAGAUCGUAGUGGAAUUGUUUGGGAUUUGGAAAGACUUGGAAACCUUUCACUACAACUCUCUGGAAAGAAGCUCAUAUUUGCAUUUGAUGGAACAUGUACAGAUGCUUUUCGAGCUACUGGAACUUUGUCUAUGCUCAAUCUUGUUGAUCCAAUGUCAGCUGCUGCUUCUCCUAUUGGGGGUAUACCACGCUUUGGACGUCUUCUUGGAGAUAUCUAUGUAUGCAAGCAAUGUGUGAUUGGUGAUAGCAUCCGCGCAGUUGGUGGGAUGGCUGUUGUCCUAGCUCUUGUUGAAGCUGCUGAAACCAGGGAUAUGCUGCAAAUGGCCUUGACAUUGCUUGCAUGUGUACUUCAUCAGAAUCCGCAGAAUGUGAGAGAUAUGCAAACAUGCAGAGGAUACCAUUUGCUUGCUAUCUUUCUGCAUCGCAGAAUGUCAUUGUUUGACAUGCAAUCACUUGAGAUUUUUUUCCAGAUUGCUGCGUGUGAGGCUUCUUUUUCUGAACCUAAGAAACUGGAACAUAGUCGGAGCACUCCGUCCCCUGCUGUAGCUAUGCAUGAAGCCAGCUUCGAGGAUCUUAAUUUGUCAAAGUUCCAAGACGAAUUCUCUUCAGUCGGAUCUCAUGGAGACAUGGAUGAUUUUUCUGCACAAAAAGAUUCCUUUAGUCAUAUUUCAGAGCUUGAAAAUACUGACACGCUAACUGAAACAUCAAAUUGCAUCGUCCUGUCAAAUGCUGAUAUGGUUGAGCAUGUCUUGUUGGACUGGACCUUAUGGGUAAUGGCACCAAUUCCAAUUCAAAUUGCUCUACUGGGCUUUCUUGAGCAUUUGGUCUCCAUGCAUUGGUACAGGAAUCAUAACCUUACUAUUUUGCGCCGAAUUAACCUGGUUCAACAUUUACUAGUAACUCUGCAGAGGGGAGAUGUUGAAGUUCCUGUUUUGGAAAAAUUGGUUGUGCUGCUAGGAGUCAUCUUAGAAGAUGGGUUUCUUGCUUCUGAACUAGAACAUGUGGUUAGGUUUGUGAUUAUGACCUUUCAUCCACCUGAAUUGACAUCGCGUCAUGAAAUUAUGAGAGAAUCCAUGGGGAAGCAUGUUAUUGUAAGGAAUAUGUUGCUUGAGAUGCUAAUUGAUCUGCAAGUGACCAUUAAAGCAGACGAUUUGCUUGAGCAGUGGCAUAAAAUUGUCUCAUCCAAAUUGAUAACUUAUUUUCUUGAUGAAGCUGUUCAUCCCACUAGUAUGAGAUGGGUCAUGACUCUGCUUGGCGUGUGUCUUGCCUCUUCUCCUACAUUCACUCUUAAAUUUAAAACCAGUGGAGGUUAUCAAGGUUUGGCUCGGGUGCUUCCAAGUUUUUAUGAUUCCCCCGAUAUAUAUUAUAUUCUGUUUUGCCUGAUAUUUGGAAAGCCUGUUUAUCCAAGAUUACCUGAAGUUCGUAUGCUAGACUUUCAUGCCAUUAUCCCAAGUGAUGGAAAUUAUGGAGAGUUGAAAUUUGUAGAACUGUUGGAUUCUGUGAUUGCUAUGGCUAAAUCUACAUUUGAUAGGUUGUGCAUGCAGUCAUUGCUUGCCCAUCAGUCAGGCAACCUUUCCCACGAUGGUGUUGGCCUUGUGGCAGAGCUUGUGGAAGGAAAUACAGACUUGGCUGGAGAGCUUCAGGGUGAAGCUCUGAUGCACAAAACAUAUGCUGCUCGCCUAAUGGGUGGAGAGGCUUCAGCUCCUGCUGCUGCAACUUCAGUCCUCAGAUUCAUGGUUGAUCUUGCAAAAAUGUGCCCUCCUUUCUCUGCUGUUUGCAGACGAGCUGAAUUUCUUGAGAGCUGUAUUGACCUUUAUUUUUCCUGUGUUAGGGCUGCUCAUGCGGUAAAGAUGGCAAAAGAACUCUCUGUGAAAACAGAAGACAAGAACUCAGAUGAUUGCGAUGAUACCAGCAGCUCGCAGAAUACAUUCUCGAGCUUGCCCCAUGAACAGGAACAGUCUGUCAAAACCUCCAUUAGUAUGGGGAGCUUCCCUCAAGGACAGGUGAGUACAAGUUCUGAAGAUAUGCCGGCUGCCUUAAGUGAAAUGGAUGGUAAUAAAGCAGAGCGAAGAAUUACUACAUCCCAGCAGGAAGCAAACAAAUCAUUGCAAGAUGGCACACAAGCUGUUCGAAGUUUGGUUGUUGAAGCAGUCGACCCGGUGUCCACUGCCACAUCCAGCAAGAGAAGAAUUACUACAUCCCAGCAGGAAGCAAACAAAUCAUUGCAAGAUAGCACACAAGCUGUUCGAAGUUUGGUUGUUGAAGCAGUCGACCAGGUGUCCACUGCCACAUCCAGCAGUAAUGAGUUCAGUUUCCGUGACAUCAAAGGCACGCUGGACCCUGUUCAACAUGCGGAUUCACAAAGUUCUGCGUCCUUAACCAUAUUUGAUUCUCCCCUUUUGUCUGAAAGAUCUAGUUCCAGGGUCCAACUCACACCUUCUUCAUCUCCAGUUUUAGCAUUGACAUCUUGGUUUGGUGGUGGCAGUCAUAACGAAUCAAAAGCUCAAUUAGCUGCCUCUCCUUCCAUGGAGUCUUCGUUAUCUAGGAGUGAAUUUGAUUCGUCUUCAGACUUGAAGUCCAAUUUUCAAGGAUCAUAUGCUGCAAACACAUUUUUUGCGGUUAAUCCAAUGCUACUUCUUGAUUUGGAUGAUUAUGGCUACGGGGGUGGUCCUUGUUCUGCAGGAGCUACUGCUAUUUUAGAUUUUAUGGCAGAAGUUCUUUCUGACAUUUUAACUGAGCAGAUGAAAGCAGCAUUGGUCAUAGAGAGUAUUUUGGAAAGUGUUCCUUUGUACCUUGAUUCUGAAUCUGUGUUAGUUUUUCAAGGUUUGUGUCUUAGUAGAUUGAUGAACUUUCUUGAAAGGCGUCUCUUGCGUGAUGAUGAGGAAAAUGAGAAAAAGCUAGAUAAGAGCCGCUGGUCUGCAAACUUGGAUGCAUUGUCCUGGAUGGUCGUAGAUCGUGUAUAUAUGGGUGCCUUUCCUCAGCCUGCUGGUGUGAUGAAGACUCUGGAGUUCUUGUUGUCUAUAUUGCAGUUGGCAAACAAAGAUGGUCGGAUUGAAGAAGCAGCUCCCACUGGAAAAGGGCUCCUAUCUAUAGGAAGAGGAAGCAGGCAACUUGAUGCUUAUAUACAUGCACUUCUUAAAAAUAUGAAUAGAAUGAUAUUGUAUUGUUUCCUCCCGUCAUUCUUGAGGAAUAUAGGAGAAGAUGAUCUUCUUUCACGCUUAGGUUUGCAAAUUGAACCGAAGAAGAGGUGGUCGUCGAGCACCUCACAAGAAGAUACGGGGAUAGAUAUAUGUACGGUUUUACAAUUACUAGUAGCUCAUAGGCGAAUAAUAUUCUGCCCGAGCAAUCUUGAUACGGAUCUAAACUGCUGUCUUUGCAUAAAUUUAAUCUCUCUUCUCCGUGAUCAGAGACGAAACACUCAGAACAUGGCAGCUGAGGUUAUCAAGUAUCUUCUGGUGCAUCGCAGGGCUGCAUUAGAAGACUUUCUUGUCUCUAAACCAAACCAAGGCGUGCAUCUGGAUGUUCUACAUGGUGGUUUUGACAAACUUCUGACUCAUAGUUUAUCUGCUUUUUUUGAGUGGCUUCAUAGUUGUGAACAGGUUGUCAAUAAAGUACUGGAACAGUGUGCUGCCAUUAUGUGGGUGCAGUAUAUUGGUGGGUCAGCGAAGUUUCCUGGAGUUAGAAUAAAGGGAAUGGAUAGUCGCCGUAAGAGAGAAAUGGGGAGAAAAUCACGCGACACUUCAAAGUUAGACCAAAGACACUGGGAGCAAGUUAAUGAACGAAGAAUUGCCCUUGAAUUGGUUCGUGAUGCUAUGUCUACUGAACUGAGAGUAGUUCGUCAAGAUAAGUAUGGAUGGGUACUCCAUGCUGAAAGUGAGUGGCAAGCACAUCUCCAACAACUUGUACAUGAGCGUGGUAUAUUCCCAUUGAGUAGAUCCUCCGUGAGUGAAGAUCCGGAAUGGCAGCUUUGCCCCAUCGAAGGCCCUUAUAGAACGCGAAAAAAGCUUGAUCGGUGCAAACUGAAGAUUGAUACAAUCCAAAAUGUUUUGAAUGGCGAUUUUGAAUUAGGGGAAAUUGGGUUGUUAAAAGAGAAAAAUGAGAAUGAUCUCGGUGCUUCUGAUGCUGAGUCUGAUUAUUUUUACAAUCUUCUGACUGAGAAUGCGAAACAGGAUUCCUUUGAUGGUGAGCUGUAUGAUGAAACUAUUUUCAAAGAAUCAGAUGAUGUCCAAGAUGCAGCCUCUAGUAGGACUGGUUGGAAUGAUGACAGGGAUAGCAGUAUAAAUGACGCAAGUCUUCACUCUGCUGCUGAAUUUGGUGUGAAGUCCAGUGCAGUACCCAUUUCAAAAGCAGAAAGCAUACAAGGAAAAUCUGAUCUAGGAUCUCCGAGGCAGUCUUCUUCAGUGAAAAUUGACGAGGUGAAAGUGAUAGAGGAUAAAAUGGAUAAGGAACUGAAUGAUAAUGGUGAAUACUUAAUUAGACCUUACCUGGAGCCUUUUGAAAAGAUAAAGCAUAAAUAUAACUGUGAAAGAGUGGUAGGUCUUGAUAAGCAUGAUGGUAUAUUUUUUAUUGGAGAGCUUUCUUUGUAUGUUAUCGAGAACUUCUACAUUGAUGAUUCUGGGUGCAUAUGUGAAAAGGAAUGUGAAGAUGAGCUCUCUAUUAUUGAUCAGGCUUUGGGUGUAAAGAAAGAUUUGUCUUGCAGUAUGGAUUCCCAUUCUAAGUCAACUUCAUCCUGGGGUGCGACGGUUAAGGCAUACGUUGGGGGAAGGGCUUGGGCCUAUAAUGGGGGUGCAUGGGGGAAGGAAAAGGUGUGCACUAGUGGUAAUGUUCCCCAUCUUUGGCAUAUGUGGAAGCUUAACAGUGUUCAUGAGAUUUUGAAGCGUGAUUACCAGUUACGUCCUGUUGCAAUUGAGAUAUUUAGCAUGGAUGGAUGUAAUGAUCUCCUGGUUUUCCACAAGAGAGAGAGAGAAGAAGUUUUCCGAAAUUUGGUGGCUAUGAAUCUGCCAAGAAAUAGCAUGUUGGACACUACGAUUUCAGGAUCAGUGAAACAAGAAAGCAACGAAGGCAGCCGUCUUUUUAAAUCUAUGGCUAGAUCCUUCUCCAAGAGGUGGCAAAAUGGAGAAAUUAGCAAUUUCCAAUACCUCAUGCACCUCAAUACACUUGCAGGACGUGGAUACAGUGAUCUCACCCAGUAUCCAGUCUUUCCAUGGAUUCUUGCAGAUUAUGAGAGUGAAAAUCUUGACUUUUCAUAUCCUAAAACAUUCCAUUAUGAGAGUGAAAAUCUUGACUUUUCAGAUCCUAAAACAUUCCGUAAGCUUGACAAGCCUAUGGGUUGUCAGACACAAGAGGGCGAAGAGGAAUUCAAGAAAAGAUAUGAGAGCUGGGAUGAUCCAGAAGUUCCCAAAUUUCAUUAUGGUUCUCACUAUUCCAGUGCUGGGAUUGUCCUCUUCUAUCUUCUUCGCUUGCCACCAUUUAGUGCUGAAAAUCAGAAGCUGCAAGGUGGACAAUUUGAUCAUGCUGAUCGUCUUUUCAACAGUGUACGGGAUACAUGGUUAAGCGCUGCUGGGAAAGGGAACACGUCAGAUGUGAAGGAACUGAUUCCAGAAUUCUUUUAUUUGCCCGAAUUUGUGGAAAAUCGGUUCGAUCUUGACUUGGGAGAGAAACAAUCCGGAGAGAAGGUUGGUGAUGUGUUGUUACCUCCAUGGGCCAAAGGCAGUGCUAGAGAGUUCAUCAGGAAGCAUAGGGAAGCAUUGGAAUCUGAUUAUGUCUCAGAAAAUUUGCAUCACUGGAUAGACCUGAUCUUUGGAUAUAAACAGAGAGGAAAGGCUGCUGAAGAGGCUAUGAAUGUUUUCUAUCAUUAUACAUAUGAGGGGAGUGUUGACAUUGACUCAGUUGCCGAUCCUGCAAUGAAAGCUUCCAUUCUAGCACAAAUAAAUCAUUUUGGGCAAACACCGAAACAGCUGUUCCUCAAGCCUCAUGGGAAAAGGCGAUCUGACAGAAAGCUUCCUCUUCAUCCACUUAAGCACACCAUGCAUCUUGUACCACAUGAGAUCCGUAAGAACUCAUCUUGUAUAUCGCAGAUCAUUACUCUCAAUGACAAGAUUCUUACAGCGGGAACAAAUAACUUGCUUAAACCAAGAACAUACACUAAAUAUGUUGCAUGGGGUUUCCCAGAUCGUAGCUUGAGAUUUAUGAGCUAUGAUCAAGAUAGGCUUCUCUCUACUCAUGAGAAUCUCCAUGGAGGCAACCAGAUCCAAUGUGCCAGUGUUAGCCAUGAUGGUCAGGUUCUGGCUACCGGGGCAGAUGAUGGGUUGGUUUGUGUAUGGAGGAUCGGCAAUGAUGGACCCCGUGCCCUAAGACACCUUCUGUUGGAGAAGGCACUUUGUGCUCACGCAGGCAAAAUCACUUGUCUUCACGUUUGCCAGCCUUACAUGAUGAUUGUAAGUGGGUCAGAUGACUGCACUGUGAUUAUAUGGGAUCUCAGCUCUUUGGUUUUUGUGAGGCAGCUUCCUGAGUUCCCGUCACCAGUUUCAGCAAUAUAUGUGAAUGACUUGACGGGGGAAAUUGUGACUGCGGCUGGUGUCAUUCUUGCUGUUUGGAGCAUUAAUGGGGACUGCCUAGCAGUUGUCAACACAUCACAACUCCCUUCUGAUUUCAUUCUCUCGGUGACAAGUUCUAUGUUUUCUGAUUGGCUUGAAACCAACUGGUAUUUGUCUGGUCACCAAAGUGGAGCCAUAAAGGUUUGGCAAAUGGUUCACUGCUCCGAUGAGGUGAGUGCUCAAAUCAAGCUGAACGGAAAUCCAACUGGAGGCUUAGGGCUGGGUGGUAAAGCACCUGAGUACAGGUUAAUACUUCACAAGGUGCUAAAAUUUCAUAAGCAUCCAAUAACUGCUCUUCAUCUUACAAGUGAUCUAAAACAGUUGCUUAGUGGGGAUUCUAGCGGUCAUUUGUUUUCAUGGACACUACCAGAUGACAGCUUUAGAAAUUCAAUACAUAAGGGGUGAUCGUGGAAGUUGACAUUGAGCGCUUGAUAUUACGUUCGUGGUCUAGUUGGGUCAGCUAUUGUUUCUCUAUCCAAUCCCUUGAUGGGUCAUUACGUCCAACCUCCUCUCUGGGAAAGAAAGGAUUUGUGAUUUCAUGGGAAUAGCAAGAGAAAGAGCUGGCCUGGAUUGAGUCGGGGAACAGAAAACGAUGAGAAGGAAAAAGAACCUCUCGUCUGCUUCCAUUGCAUUUUGAGAACCUGUGGAGCCUGUGACCCUCCAUGUUAAUAGGGCCUUACAUGUCAGCUUAUGACUUUCAGGCGAGCUAAUGGGGUUUUGAUUUUGCACUGGAGUUGUCGGUCUGUCUCCUAGGUUUUGUUGUAUAUAGAAAGAGGUGGAUGACAGUGUAUAAUGAAGUUGUUUAUCAGAAAGUGUUUGCUCGGAGUGGAACGUUGGGUGUAAUUGGUCUGGUGAGUUUGAACGAGAGGGACAACUCAUUGGUUGAGCGGGGGUGAUUUCAAUAGGGCAAUUGCGCCCCAUUUUUUGUUGGUGAAUGCGCAAGUCUCUCCCCAUGUAUGAUCAAUUAUCUGGUGCGAGUGAAAUGAAUUUCCCCAUGUUCCUAACGCGCUGACACAGAGGUAUAAUUAUUCAUUUUGAAGGUUGGGAUUUUUCCUAUUUUCUUUAUCCUUGUUGAAGUUGCUCAGGAGUUGCGACAUGCCCUUCUGUUCCCGAAAAUAGAAAAACUUUUUCUCGAAAACUAAUAUAGAUGGUUUCUUUCUCUCUCUUGUAUUCAGUUAAGAUUUCUCGAAUUGAAGAGGAUCUGUAGUGUAUAGAUAAUGGGCAGUGCCAAUAAAUAUAGAUGAAAAAGGAGAAAGAGAAGAAAGAACAAAGAUUGACACAAUGCAUG